Myotis davidii is the source of this 1188-nucleotide messenger RNA. RefSeq names its product DnaJ heat shock protein family (Hsp40) member B3 (gene DNAJB3). NCBI's taxonomy places the organism in Eukaryota, Metazoa, Chordata, Mammalia, Chiroptera, Vespertilionidae. Gene Ontology annotation, biological process: positive regulation of proteasomal ubiquitin-dependent protein catabolic process; protein refolding. The record is from RefSeq and is a predicted model, not a curated record. Gene Ontology annotation, molecular function: ATPase activator activity; Hsp70 protein binding. Gene Ontology annotation, cellular component: endoplasmic reticulum membrane; cytosol.
AAGCCAACGGGUCCUGAGGCCAAAAAGUUGAAUGGCUGUCUAGGCAAACUCCAUGAGGGUUCUUUAGCCCAGGGUCAGACUAAAUUCACUCCAACUUUAACAAAGGUAUAUUCCACAAGCUAAGUUCCUCUCUUUUGUGCCUUAUUUGGAGAUCGCAGCUCAACUGGGGGCCCAGUGGGAGGAGCCUAAGUGGGCGGGGCCUUGGCACUACAGGAAAGACGUCACAGAGCGCCUUGUAGGGCGUGGGAGAGGCCUAGCACCGCCUUCUGUGGCCUCGACCAAUCAGAUGCGGGCUACGUCACAAGGGGCACACCUCCCGGACGGCCUCACUGGGCACCGGGCGGGCGCCCUGGGACACCAGGUGCGCGCCGCUGCCUGUUUGGCCCGUGGCCCGUGGCCUGUGGCCCGUGGCCCGUGGCCGGCCGUCCAACAUGGUGGACUACUACGAGGUGCUGGGCGUGCCCCGCCAGGCCUCCUCCGACGCCAUCAAGAAGGCCUACCGCAAGCUGGCGCUCCGGUGGCACCCGGACAAAAACCCUGAGAAUAAGGAGGAGGCAGAGAAGCGGUUCAAACAGGUGGCCCAGGCGUACGAGCCCUUCGAGGACCCCUUCGAGUGUGUCUUUACCUUCCGCGACCCGGUCGAGGUCUUCAGGGAGUUUUUUGGCGGCCGGGACCCAUUUUCGUUUGACUUGUUCAGAGACCCGUUUGACAACAUUUUGGGAGGUCGGAGAAGCAGGAGCAGAGGGUCCUCGCCCCUUUUCCCCACCUUCAGUGAGUUCCCAGCCUUUGGUGGGUUUUCUUCUUUCGAUACAGGAUUUCAUUCCUUCGCUUCUCUGGGGAAUGGGGGCCUCUCUUCCUUCUCCACGUCUUGUGGUAGUGGCGGUGGGAUGGGUAACUUCAAGUCCGUGUCAACUUCCACCGAAAUCAUUAAUGGCAAGAAAACCACCACCAAGAGAAUUGUCGAGAAUGGCCAAGAAAGGGUGGAAGUGGAGCAAGACGGCGAGUUGAAGUCCCUGAUCAUAAACGGCAGAGAGCAGUUGCUGCACAUUGACACCAAGUAACUCCAGCCCACCCCACGUUUCGCUUAAAGCACACGGGGAGGAAUAGCAGGACAUUUUUUUGGAGAUUGCAAGUGAGCUCUACUUUCAAAAUAACUACUGGGCACUUUAUAAACGGUUCAAUGCCUAA